Messenger RNA from Hevea brasiliensis (rubber tree), 738 nucleotides. RefSeq names its product profilin-2. NCBI's taxonomy places the organism in Eukaryota, Viridiplantae, Streptophyta, Magnoliopsida, Malpighiales, Euphorbiaceae. Gene Ontology annotation, molecular function: actin monomer binding. The coding region runs from base 94 to 495 and encodes 133 amino acids. Gene Ontology annotation, cellular component: cell cortex. The record is from RefSeq and is a predicted model, not a curated record. The transcript has 3 exons.
CUUAGCUAAUCCACAGACCCACACCUGUAUUCACCGACCCACCGACCCACUGCUACUGCUUCACGAUCAAGCUAAUACAAAACGGAGGAUAAAAUGUCGUGGCAAACUUACGUAGACGAACACUUGAUGUGCGACAUCGACGGCCAAGGCCAGCAUCUCACCGCCGCUUCCAUUGUUGGCCACGAUGGUAGCGUAUGGGCUCAGAGCUCCUCUUUCCCUCAGUUCAAGCCCCAGGAGAUCACUGACAUCAUGAAAGAUUUUGAGGAGCCAGGUCACCUUGCCCCUACAGGUCUACACCUUGGGGGCACAAAGUACAUGGUUAUCCAGGGAGAGGCUGGAGCUGUUAUCCGUGGAAAGAAGGGAUCAGGAGGGAUCACCAUAAAGAAGACUGGUCAAGCUCUUGUUUUUGGCAUCUAUGAGGAACCUGUGACUCCAGGACAGUGCAACAUGGUCGUGGAGAGGUUGGGGGAUUACCUCGUUGAUCAGGGGCUGUAGGCCUAGUCUAUCACAAUUUAUCACAUUUCUUUUGUGGGGUUACAAGUACUGUUUUUGUUUCUUUUUUCUAUUUGUUUUUGAUCUCUGGUUCCAAGUUUGCACCUUCUUCUGUUGAAAGCCUUGAAUUGGCUGUGAAAGUGUUGCAGACAAUAACCAUGUGAGAACUAAGUUGGUUGUUUGAUGUUCGCCUGUUUUGAGUUGCAUUACCUCGAUAAGAAAAAAAAAAUCUUGAUUUAAUGUGUA